AUGGGGAAAGAUGUUGCCACAACAUCUGCAAAGGCUGUAGUUAACGAUACAGCGUCUGAAGAUGGGACGUCUACUACAGGAACUCCAAUGACGGCGACAAAAAAAGCGUCCGCUACAGCCACAGUAGAACCAACCUCAACAACUCAAGAUACAACCAAGUCAUCAAGUGCUGAUGUGAAGACUACAAGUCCCUCUGCCACAACAUCAUCUUCCAUGUCCACCAUUCGUAAUGCGUCUUUCAGCAUAGGCACCGAGUACUCGUCACCAGAUUGCACAUCUUGCAGCAAUGGAGGAACCAUCACAGUGACCAUGUCAUGUAGCAUCAAGAUGCCAUCUAACAACGAUAAGAAAUGUGACAAGGACGAGUUCAGUACAACCAGCUGUAGUUACGUUACUUUGGCCAAUAAAGUGUAUCGCUGUGCUGAGGUGGAAAAGAAUUUCACGUACUAUGAGAAAGAACACUUGAAACCUGUAAAACAAUGUGAUGACGUUUGCCCAGCUUCCGGCUCAGUGUUGUCCGCUAACCUCGUGUUCAUUUUCUCAUCUGGUCUCGCUGUCGGCCUAUUAUCGCAGACUCUGUGAUCCACCGACCUUUAAAAAGCUGUAGUUGCCAACACAAUAAAUCAACUCCAUUUCAGUUUUUCAGGAGUAAAGCCGUAGAAAAAGUAUACUUGUAUUCAAUAGAGGCUUAGUAGAUACAAGCAAAGUUUUUUUUUUUUUGUAAGAAAUGCUAAUGCGGAAAGUUAAGUAUUUCAGUAGAGGGAAUAGAGAGCACUACUGACAUGAAUAGAAAUAGCGUGUUGAUAGAGAUUGUGUAAUCAAAUCAUUUUAUUGAUGUUUUUUUUACUUGAAAACGACGAUGUUAAGAUACGUGACUUUCGAUUCACUUGAUCUUGAGUUCUUGAUCAACUACGACUACAGAGUGAGGACAGCGGCAAAAUGAGUGCGCAUGCUCCGUUACUCGCGCCAUUUGAGCGUUCAAGGUUACUGCUCUCCCUCUCCAAACAAAGUUGAUGCGGGUUCUCCCGCUGAGACAACAAUCUUCUUCUCCAGGGAGUUUUCAUUCUGAGGAGGCGAUGACAAGAAGCGCUAAAGCGAUAAAAGGUGCUCCAAACUUCUUAGCCAUGUUACCGGUGCACUACUGCGGUUGCUAAAUUUGCUGCUGUUUCCGCAAUAUUUCAUUUGUUGAGUGAGGAGGUUCGAAGGGAACUUUCUUGAAAACCGCAACUUUAUCUGUUUUGGUUUGGGCCUAUCCCCACGAAAUGAAGCCAAACAAUGAGAGUUUCAAAAAAUGCCGCUGUUUUGCCAAGAUGGUGUUACUAUGGAAAUAUUGUCGUUCCCAUUCCUUUCCGCACAAGAAAUUUUACGUGCUUUGCAAGUACGCACUCUCAUUUUGUCGCUGUGUCUUGAGUGAGUAUCAUGGGUUGUUUAUGCGUAGUUCAGCUGCCAUUGUUUUAUAGAACAGUUUUACUUAUUAAGAAAAACGACUCUAAAACCCGGAGUGCGUCAAUUUAUUAUUAAAAAUGUGUGAAGAGGA
Molecule: messenger RNA, 1537 nt
Organism: Pocillopora verrucosa
Lineage: Eukaryota; Metazoa; Cnidaria; Anthozoa; Scleractinia; Pocilloporidae
Source: RefSeq, a predicted model, not a curated record